AAUUUAGGGCAUUGUGGGGUGUGAUUUCACUUCCCCACACGUAACCGUACUCUCGAACCCAUAUCUCUUAACCGCAGAUCAUAUCUCGGUUCUGACCCUAAGGCUAGAGCCGAUCAAAGAGUGUGCGAUCCACUCAAGUAAGAUCGAUGGCGACUCCCAAAAAUGCCGACGCGACGACGUACGGACCCCCCCGGAGGGACGGUUGCGACAACGGUCUUUUCCAUGAGCUCAAAGCAGGCCCCGGGAUCGGAUGUCUUCACGGGAAAGUUUUUUAAAGCUUUCUGGGACAUUGUGUGCACUUCGGUGGUUGAAGCAGUAAUUUCCUUCUUUGCCUCGAGCCGGAUGCUGGGGAGUUUUAACCAUACCUGGCUCACUUUGAUCCCUAAGGUGGACUCGGUGGAAACAAUGAGACAACUGCGGCCGAUUAGCCUCUAUCAGUUUUUUUACAAGGUGAUUACUAAAAUCAUGGCUACACGGUUGGCUAGUUUGCUCCCUGAGAUCGUGUCGGAGGGCCAAAAUGGGUUUAUCAAAGACCGACAGAUUAUUGAUAACAUCCUUAUAGGGCAUGAACUAAUGCAUUAUCUGAAAAUAAAAAAGCAAGGGAAGAAGGGGUACAUGGCUCUGAAGGUUGACAUGGAAAAGGCCUAUGAUAGAGUCGAAUGGCCCUGCCUUCUUGCUGUUUUGGACAAGAUGGGCUUUAAUUCAGUCUGGCAAGGAUGGAUUCAUGAAUGUGUUCGAUCCUCUUCUUUCUCGGUUCUGAUGAAUGGUACGCCCUCGGGUUAUUUCACUGCCUCUAGGGGCCUUCGCCAGGGGGAUCCACUCUCUCCUCUUUUGUUUGUGCUCUGCACAGAGGGUUUUGCAGCCCUCCUCCGGAAGGCGAUCAUAGAGAAAAAAUUAGAGGGGGUGAAAGUAGCUCCUCGGGCUCCAAGAGUCUCGCACCUGUUUUUCGCGGAUGAUUCUUACUUAUUCUUGCGAGGUUCUCUACAGGAGUGCGAGAAUUUAAUUGAAGUGCUGAAUGAAUAUGAGGAAUUGAGUGGCCAGCGCAUUAAUUUGGAAAAAUCAGCGUUGUGUUUUAGCAAGAAUAUUUCCAUGCCAGAUCAAGAGUUCUUGGCCACGAUCAAUAGUGGUGGGUGCAGUGGGGGUCCACGAUAAAUAUCUGGGGCUUCCCACGCUGGUUGCUCGAUCCAAGUUGGCUACGUUCAGAUAUUUGGAGGAGAAACUCCUAGAGCGGCUUCAGAGGUGGAAGCAAAGGACAUUAUCGUGGGCUGCGAAGGAAACUUUGAUUAAAUCCAUAGCGAUGGCUCUUCUCCUUCAUGUUAUUUCCUGCUUCCGUCUUCCCCUAGCCCUUUGUCGGCUUCUUGAUAAACAUGUGGUCCGCUUUUGGUGGGGUGCUGAGGAGGGUAGUCCCAAGAUUAGAUGGGUGUCCUGGCGAAACAUGUGCAGGAGUAAGCAUGAUGGGGGGAUGGGAUUUCGCCAGUUUGAGCAUUUUAAUCAAGCUCUUCUGGAAAAGAUAGGCUGGCGUAUUCUUAAUGAACCUCAGUUGCUUAU
Messenger RNA from Linum trigynum, 1548 nucleotides. The record is from the annotation of a GenBank genome assembly. NCBI's taxonomy places the organism in Eukaryota, Viridiplantae, Streptophyta, Magnoliopsida, Malpighiales, Linaceae.